Botrytis byssoidea is the source of this 1677-nucleotide messenger RNA. RefSeq lists its product as uncharacterized. NCBI's taxonomy places the organism in Eukaryota, Fungi, Ascomycota, Leotiomycetes, Helotiales, Sclerotiniaceae. Gene Ontology annotation, cellular component: endoplasmic reticulum membrane. The record is from RefSeq and is a predicted model, not a curated record. The transcript is spliced from 3 exons. The coding region runs from base 1 to 1677 and encodes 558 amino acids. Gene Ontology annotation, biological process: dolichol-linked oligosaccharide biosynthetic process; glycolipid translocation.
AUGACAUCUGUGGAACCCAAUAAAGAGAAGCCAGCGGGCAAAUCUCUUUUCACAACAUCAGCUGGUGGAGCAUCUCUCUUGAUUGCAUUGCAAGCCGGGUCUCGAGCGCUGACAUUCAUCGUGAAUCAGGUACUUCUCCGGUAUCUCUCACCCGAGCUCCUUGCUGUGUCCACACAACUUGAAGUUUACUCCAUCACUGUACUUUUCUUCUCCAGAGAAAGUCUGCGUGUCGCAAUACAGCGCCAGACCGACACGAGCGAUGAUGACUCUAAAGCCAAACAGGACAGUACUCUGUCCACAAAGGACAGAUAUUUGGAUAGCCGAACGACUGCUGGUAAAAACCAAGCAAUCGUGAAUUUGUCUUACAUUUCUAUUGCUCUCGGAUUGGCAUCUACGGUGCUCUUUGGUUGGAUCUAUGCCAAUGCCGGACAAACUGGCGUGGUUGAAACGCCUUAUUUUCAACAAUCUUUGAAACUAUACGGUGUGGCUGCAAUUAUAGAAUUGGUCGCUGAGCCAUGUUUCGUCAUCGCGCAACAAAAAUCGGCCUUCAAAGUCCGAGCUGCUGCGGAAUCGAUAGCAACAGUUUUGAGAUGCAUUGUUACUUGCGCUGUUGCGGUUUGGGCUGCGCAUCAUAAGAUAGAGUUGGGUGUACUGCCGUUUGCCAUUGGUCAGGGGGCAUAUGCUAUUGCAAUACUACUAGUGUACUUACUGGGCGUCUGGAACAUUGCAACAAGGGGCGGCUUCUCAUUAAUGAUCAAGCCUAUUUACAGUAAGAACAAGGAGUAUAUUUACUCUCACCUCUCCAAACCACUCUUGUCUUUGGGAGGGAGUCUGAUGGUACAAUCAAUGGUAAAACAUGUCUUGACACAAGGCGACACGUUUCUUAUAGCAUCUAUGGCCACCCAAACAGCCCAAGGUAUCUAUGCACUGGCGAGCAACUAUGGUGGUCUGAUUGCUCGACUAGUCCUACAGCCAAUUGAGGAAAUGUCUAGAAACUACUUCGGGAAGCUCCUUUCUGUCGUUGAUGGAAAGCCAGGCAAGGGAGCUGCCGAGAAAGCCAGCGCAGACUUGCACAGGCUUCUACGUAUAUAUCUUAUAUUGUCAGUUGCCAUAGUUGCCGUGGGUCCAACUAUCGCCCCGCUUCUAUUGAACUUCAUUGCUGGCCCACGAUGGCAAUCGUCUGGGGCCGGCAAUGUUCUUGCAGUGUAUUGCUACUACAUACCAUUACUUGCACUAAACGGAGUGUGCGAGGCUUUUGUAGCCGUUGUUGCAACCGAAGCCGAAGUUUACAGGCAAUCUUUGUGGAUGUCUGCUUUCUCUGCCGGCUUUGGUGGUGCCGCUUAUCUGUUUUUAGGAAUAUUGGAUCUCGGGGCCGAAGGUCUAGUACUGGCAAAUAUGGCUAACAUGCUCUUGCGGAUCAUAUGGUGCGGUCGUUUCAUUCUGACCUACUGCGGGCGCUAUGGCGCUAAAUUCACAGUUAAGGAUCUGUUACCACGACCUAGCACAAUCUCACUUGGGGUUGUUACUUAUGCCGCACUUGCUCAGAUGAGAACAACAUUCACGGGUAGUUUAGUGGACAUUGUCAAGAGUGGUUUGGUGGCAAUAAUUUUUGUAAUUCUCCUAGCCACGAGCGAGAAGGGAUAUCUCCUCGAAUGUUACCAUGCAAUUAAAGGGUGA